Aspergillus calidoustus is the source of this 723-nucleotide messenger RNA. The record is from the annotation of a GenBank genome assembly. Lineage: Eukaryota; Fungi; Ascomycota; Eurotiomycetes; Eurotiales; Aspergillaceae.
AUGUUAUCACGCCCCCGCUCACGACCUGCGAAACGUUCCCGUUACAACGAAUUUGCCCUCCAGGCCGACCUCAUCGAGAAGGACGGUUUUCCUGUUGACAACCCUUGUGAACGCUGCGCCCUUGGUAACUUUCCUUGCGUGAUGGAUUCGAAGAGUACGAACUGCGCUGCGUGCACUCGUCGUGGUCGGAAAUGCGAAAAGCGUUUUCAUGGCGCGCGCGAUGUGGAAAAAGUGAUUCGAGAUGACGAGAAAUACGCGGCCGAGCUUGAGGCCGCCGAAGCCGAGUUAGAACGAGUGAUGGCGAAGAUAAAGCGUCUUCGCAAGAUGAAGAAGUUCAAUAAAGAGCGUAUGGGUGACAUUAUUUCCCAUAAUGGUGCCUUGCUGGAUCGGUUGGAUGAAGAGGAUCCUCUAACCGCCGAGGAUCUCCGUGAACUUGAGCGCCUAGCUGAUGAACAUGAUGCUGCGGUCGCUCAGCUGGCUGCGACGUCAGACAACCCUAGUCUGACUCAGAUGAUUGGCUCCCCGUCGUCGCCGUUCUGGCAGAACGUCGACUUUUCGACUUUCGAAGUCCCUGGUGGUUCCCAUGUGUUUUCCGAGUCUAGGAUUUUCUCGACUUCGUAUUCCUGUUCUCCUUCGUCUUCAAUUUCCACGUUCUCAGCGAGUUUGGCCUGUAGGCGUUUUGAUGUUUCUGCGGAGCAGGAACACUUUCUCCCCCCUUUUUAA